CGGGGAGGCCCGGCGGGAGCGCGGCCGCCGCCGCCAUGAAGGGCAAGGAGCGCUCGCCCGCCAAGGCCAAGCGCUCCCGGGGCGGCGAGGACUCGGCGUCCUCCUCCUCCUCCUCGCGCGGCAGCAAGAAGCCGAGCGGCUCGUCCGGCGGAGGCGGCGGCUCCAACGGCGGGAAAGCGGCGGCGGCGUCCGGCGAGAGCAACAGCGGGAGCGGCCGGCGCGGCGCCCACGCGGACAAGGGCGGCCGCGCCGGCAGCCGCGAGUACGAGAGCGGUUCGGCGGCGGCCGCGGGCGGCGGGGGCCGGCACGGCUACAGCGGUAAAACCGCGGAGGCGUCGCGAAGCAGCGGCAGCCGCGGCGGCGAAUCGCGAGCGGCCGCCGCCGCCUCCUCCUCGUCCUCCUCGUCGGAGCCGGGCGGCGGCGAGUACAAGACGCUGAAGAUCAGCGAGCUGGGCUCGGCGCUGAGCGACGAGGCGGUGGAGGACGGGCUCUUCCACGAGUUCAAGCGCUUCGGAGACGUGAGCGUCAAGAUCAGCCGGCUCCCGCCCGGCGCCGGCGCCGCCGACGAGCGCGUGGCCUUCGUCAACUUCCGCCGGCCCGAGGACGCGCGGGCCGCCAAGCACGCCCGCGGCCGCCUCGUGCUCUACGACCGCCCGCUCAAGAUCGAGGCCGUCUAUGUCGGCGGAGGCAGCGGCCGCCGGCGCAGCAGCCGAUCCCCGGCGCUGCUGGACAAGGAGUCUCCCUACGGCACGGCGGCGGUCGGGGCGGUGGCGGCCGCCGUGCGGCACCCGCCGGCCGGGGCCGCGCAGCGAGCGCUGUCCCCGGCGGGCAGCGGAGGAGCUUUGGGAUACCGGGACUACCGGCUGCAGCAGCUCGCCCUGGGCCGGCUCCCGCCGCCGCCGCCGCUGCCGAGGGAGCUGGAGAGGGAGCGGGACUACGGCGGCUUCUACGAGGCGCGGGUGCGGCCGGCCUAUGGGCUGGAGCGCGUGGCCGGUGUGGCGGCGGCCGGGGGGUUCCGCGGAGGAGGAGGAGGAGGUGCCGGAGCGGCCGCCGAGGAGGAGAUCAGCCCCGAGGAUGACCAGAGAGCCAACCGCACGCUGUUCCUGGGCAACCUGGACAUCACCGUGAGCGAGUCGGACUUGCGGCGAGCGUUUGACCGUUUCGGGGUCAUCACUGAGGUGGACAUCAAGAGACCGGGGCGUGGGCAGACCAGCACCUAUGGGUUUCUUAAGUUUGAGAAUCUGGACAUGGCGCACCGGGCCAAGUUGGCCAUGUCAGGGAAGGUGCUGCUGCGCAACCCCAUCAAGAUCGGGUACGGCAAAGCCACCCCGACCACCCGGCUCUGGGUGGGCGGCCUGGGGCCCUGGGUGCCCUUGGCUGCCCUGGCCAGGGAGUUUGAUCGGUUUGGCACCAUCCGCACCAUCGAUUACCGCAAAGGGGAUUCUUGGGCCUAUAUCCAGUACGAGAGCCUGGACGCUGCCCAGGCAGCCUGCACCCACAUGCGGGGUUUCCCCCUGGGGGGGCCGGAUCGCCGGCUCCGCGUGGACUUUGCCGACACGGAGCAUCGGUACCAGCAGCCCUACCUGCAGCCCCUGCCCUUGCCGCCCCCGGCUCAUUACGAGCUCGUGGCGGAGGCGGCUGCUUUUGGGGCUCACCGGGGAGCCCCCCCUGACCCUCUACGGGGGGCCCGGGACAGGACGCCACCGUUGCUCUAUAGAGACCGUGACAGAGACCUUUAUCCUGAGACAGAGUGGGUGCCCCCGCCGCCCCCUGUGCGGGACCGGAGUAAUCGGGCAGCUGCCUAUGACCCACUGGAAAGCCUGGAGCGCCGCCGGGAUGGGUGGUCCUUGGAGCGGGACCGCGGGGAGAGGGAGCUGGGCAGUAGCAGUAGGGACCAGCCUAGGAAACGGAGGCUGGCUGAGGAUGGAGGCCGGCACUUGGACCGUUCCCCUGACAGCGAGCGCUCCUCUUCCUCCCGAAAGCGCCAUUGCUUGGCCACGACCUCUCCCCCAGACCGCAGCCCCGAGCUCCUGGGAGGCCGGGAGCGUUACAGUAGUGACGCUGAGCGCUCAUCCCGCUUGCUCCUCUUGGAGCGACCUUCCCCCAUCCGGGAGUCCCGCCGGGGCAGCCUGGAGCGGGGGCAGAACGAAAAGCGCGACCGCAAAAAUUCCGCAGAGCGGGAGCGCAAGCAUCGCGCCGCUGCCGCCGCUCAGGAGUGCAAAAGUCCGGCCAAAAAGGACGAGCGGGCAGCAGAGGGUGGUGGUGGAGGCUCCCGGCUCAAACCUCCUCCCCAAAAACAGCAGCAGGAUGGAGCAGCGCAGGCCGGGGCGGCGCCCAAGCUGUGCUUGGCUUGGCAGGGGAUGCUCCUGCUGAAGAACAGCAACUUCCCGUCCAACAUGCACCUGCUCCAGGGGGACCUCGGAGUCGCCAGCAGCCUCCUGGUGGAGGGAGCGACUGGUGGGAAAGUGGCUCAGCUCAAGAUCACCCAACGUCUCCGUCUGGACCAGCCCAAGUUGGACGAGGUCAACCGGCGCAUCAAGGUGGCGGGUCCCAAUGGAUACGCCAUCCUGCUGGCCGUGCCCGGCGCCUCCGACAGCCGCCCCGCAGCCGGGGCUGCCGAGGCCGCCACCACCUCCACGCAGAGGCCGCUCAGGAAUCUGGUGUCCUACCUAAAGCAAAAGCAGGCUGCUGGGGUGAUCAGCCUCCCUGUAGGGGGGAACAAAGACAAGGAGAACAGCGGGGUCCUGCACGCCUUUCCGCCCUGCGACUUCUCCCAGCAGUUCCUGGACUCCACGGCCAAGGCGUUGGCCAAAUCAGAGGACGACUAUCUGGUCAUGAUCAUUGUCCGUGGGGCAUCCUAAGGCCCUCGUGUUCUGUUCCCAACCCUGCCUACUCCUCCAUGCAGCCCCUCCAGCGUGUGCCAGGUGCUAUGGGAUACAGCCUUAGCCAGCCCUGUCGUUAUUUUAAAUAGAUCUUUGUUUGUAGGUGACUUUCCCGGGCAGAUUUUCUGUUACUACAUUUUUCUAUAAAGAUAGAAGCCAGAGAGGUUGGUUAGGAGUAGUGUGAAUAGGAUAUUUUGAGAAUUCCCUAUCAAUGGGGACAGCAGGGAGGCUCAGCCUGCUUUGAUUUACAGAAAAUAGAAAAAUAAUAAA
Messenger RNA from Melozone crissalis (California towhee), 3152 nucleotides. It is a transcript of the gene RBM15, whose product is annotated as RNA binding motif protein 15. The transcript has a single exon. Gene Ontology annotation, biological process: regulation of alternative mRNA splicing, via spliceosome. Gene Ontology annotation, molecular function: mRNA binding. The record is from RefSeq and is a predicted model, not a curated record. Bases 36 to 2861 code for a protein of 941 amino acids. Lineage: Eukaryota; Metazoa; Chordata; Aves; Passeriformes; Passerellidae. Gene Ontology annotation, cellular component: nucleus.